AUGGCAGGAGUGGAUCCAUUUGUGGCCCAGCAUCACUUAAACGUUGAUCCGAAAUGUAAGCCAAUUAUUCAGAGAAGUCGGCGGAUAGCCGCGGAGUAUACUUCGGCCGUGGUUGAAGAAGUUAAUCGGUUACUUGAUGCCGGGGCAAUUUGUAAGGCCUCCAACAAAGUCAUCCUGGACGGCAUCAAGAAAAGGUUAAAGAAAGCUAAAGGCCGAUGGGUCGAAGAGCUGUCCAGUGUGUUAUGGGCUUAUCGCGCUACUCCAAGGCGAUCCACUGGGGAAACGCCAUUCGCUCUGUGCUUUGGAACGCAGGCAAUCAUCCCCUUAGAGAUCGGCCUACCCACUUUGAAAACAGAGGUGUUUGACUUGGGCCGUAAUGACAUGAUGUUGGCGUUGGACUUGACUCUGAUUGAGGAACGUCGAGACCGUGCCCUUGCUUCUAUGGCACGGUGUCAGCAACAACUCGCUAAAUCAUAUAAUCAACGCGUACAGCUGUGUCAUUAUACACCUGACGAAUUGGUCCUCAAGAAAGUGUUUCUCGCUACUAGGAAUCCCGCUAACGGAAAGUUAGGCCCCAAUUGA
Camellia sinensis is the source of this 582-nucleotide messenger RNA. The record is from RefSeq and is a predicted model, not a curated record. Lineage: Eukaryota; Viridiplantae; Streptophyta; Magnoliopsida; Ericales; Theaceae.